AGAACAUAGAUUGCUUUACCUUCUCUUUUCAAUCUUCAUAUCUGAUAAGUCCGUUGGUGUUCCUGAGCAUGAGUGUCAACAUGAAACCUUCCCACUUGCUUCUCAUAUUUUUGUUCUUUCUAGGCUUCCUAACUACCACAACAGCAAGAUCGUGCCUUGCUGUCGAGAGAGAUGCGCUAUUUGCAUUCGGAGCUGGGAUGAACGGUGCGCUUAAAAGAAUGUCUUCUUGGGAAGAAGAAGAAGACUGCUGCAAGUGGGAGGGAGUUGUCUGCCACCCCACAACCCGUCAUGUGGUGAAGCUCAAGCUCAGUGAACGCAUUCAACAACAUCACCGGGGCCAGGAACCUCACCAAGCUACGCUACCUUGAUUUAGAUGCAGCUCUAGAUUAUGGACAACAACAUAUUGACAAUCUUGAUUGGCUCACCAAUCUUUCUUCUCUUAAACAUUUGGACAUCAGUAGGUUGCCACUCACCAAUUUAACUGACUGGCUCUUGCCAUCCAGCUUGCAGGGGUCUCUCAAUGCAUUGAUAAUGCGCGACUGCGACCUUAAAGUCAUCCCGGUGUCUUCAUCCAAUGUUAACUUCACCUCUCUUGAGAUCCUUGACAUCUACGGUAAUAAUUUCAAUUCCACGUUUCCCCAAUGGGUGUGGAAUGUUAGUAGCCUUACACAUCUGGAUCUUGGUUCUUCUGGAUUCUAUGGCACAAUUCCUGAAGCCAUCGGAGGUUUAACCUCUCUUACUUACCUUGAUUUAUCCAAUAAUUCCAAUGUCAAGGGAGCUAUACCCAGAUCAAUAGCACAUCUGCAGAGAUUGGAAUUACUGAGUUUGCAGGGCAAUCGACUGAGUGGAAGUUUGGCCAAUUGGAUCGUGCAUUUGACUAGUCUUACACUUGCAGAUUUGUGUGAUAAUACUCUUAAUGGCUCAAUACCUACAGGGAUCGGGAAGCUUUCUAAUCUCACCUCUUUGUAUCUCUGUGGUAAUCAACUCCAAGGCAGUGUAUCAGAGGUCCACUUUGAAAACCUAACGAGAUUAGAAGAUCUGGACUUGUCUUAUAACAACCUGAAGAUAUCUUUUGAUCCCAACUGGGUUCCUCCUUAUCAACUUGCUAGUGUUCAACUGAUGAGAUGUGAAAUAGGGCCUGAGAUUCCUAGAUGGUUACAAUUACAAACAAGAAUAGAAAUCUUGGAUUUGUCUGACAAUCAAAUUGCAGGAACAUUGCCUAGUUGGUUAUGGAAUCUGUCAUCUUCAACUCUUCAAUUUUUGUACCCGUCUAGCAACCAAAUUAAAGGUAAACUGCCGACAUUUUUGGAGGUUAGCAGACUGCAGGAGUUAAGGCUCGACACUAACCAACUGGAAGGCCAACUGGAUGAUUUUUUUUCCUACAAUGAUUCCUCCACACAAUUAGAGUCCUCGACACAGUCUGAUGUGGUUUUAUUGUCUCUUGCAAACAAUUUCCUGGAAGGUGGCAUACCAUUGUCCAUUUGCAAUUGGACACGUCUCCUUUUUCUUCACUUAUCAAACAACAGUUUGACUAGAGAAAUUCCUUAUUGCUUAGGGGAAUCACUGAAAGAGCUUGAGACAUUGAAUUUGGCCUGCAAUCAUUUGUUUGGAGAAAUUCCAAGAACAAUUGGGUUCAUGAAGAAACUUGGUCGACUAGCGCUGAAUAAUAAUGGUUUUUCUGGUCAAUUACCUUCCUCAUUGCAAAAUUGCACAAAUUUAUUUUAUCUUGAUCUGGCUUAUAAUGCAUUUGCUGGCAGCUUACCAGCGUGGAUGGGAGAAAGUUUACAGAGGUUACAAGUACUUCAUCUUGGUUUUAAUAAUUUUUCUGGAAACAUCCCACAGCAACUUACACAACUUGAAGAACUUGAAAUAUUGAAUCUUUCAAACAACUCCUUCUCGGGAUCCUUACCCUUUUGCAUGGGUAAUUUUACUGCUAUGGCAUUGACAUCACAAUAUUGGUAUACAAAUCGUAAUGGUCUAUUUUUAACUACAAAGGGGCACUAUAUUCAUGGUACUCCGUAUUCACAUUAUGUUGAUCUUGUUAUAUCAACGAAGGGGCAAAACCUUCAUUAUCCCUAUGAUUCAGAACUAACCAAAAGUUUAGAUUUUUCUGGAAAUAGCUUAAUAGGAGAGAUCCCUCGAGGAAUUGGACGUCUUAAAGGGUUGCAUAAUUUAAACUUGGCUAGAAAUCAUCUUAGUGGCAGAAUUCCUGAAGAAAUAGGUGAGAUGGAGUCAUUGGAAUCUCUUGACCUGUCAGUGAACGAACUCUCUGGUAAUAUUCCGAAUAGCUUGGCGAACUUGAACUUCCUGAGCUAUAUAAAUCUGUCAUAUAACAAUCUAGUGGGAAGGAUACCAUCCGGUCAUCAACUUCAAACUCUCAAUGAUACUUCUAGCUAUAUGGGCAAUCCUGGGCUCUGUGGGCCACCACUUUCCAUUGACUGUUCAGUGGAUGCAACUGUUCAUGAAGUUCAUAAAAUGAAAGAUUUUGAAUGGAUCUGGCUUUUUAUUCCCAUGAUGGUUGGAUUUGUGAUGGGAUUCUGGACCUUCUGUGGCUUCCUCUUCUUCAAGACAGAAUGGAGAUACGCAUACUUCCGUGGAAUCGAUAGCUACUAUGAUCGAAUUUUGUUGCAACUGCAUCUCUGUCUUGCUCGGUUAAACAGACAAGACUAAUCUGAUUACUGCAAAACAGCGAAAUAAAAUAUAGUAAUGAAUAACGAUGAUUUCUUGCGUUGUAUCUCAGUUGGAGUGAGAAGAUUAGAUAUCUAGAUUCAUGUAAUGUUUUCCUUUAUGGAAGUUAUGUAAAUAUGGCAUGUUAAUGCGUGAACUGUGAGUA
Messenger RNA from Zingiber officinale, 2833 nucleotides. Its product is annotated as receptor-like protein EIX2. Bases 532 to 2670 code for a protein of 712 amino acids. Lineage: Eukaryota; Viridiplantae; Streptophyta; Magnoliopsida; Zingiberales; Zingiberaceae. Gene Ontology annotation, molecular function: protein binding. The record is from RefSeq and is a predicted model, not a curated record. The transcript is spliced from 2 exons.